Messenger RNA from Perkinsus marinus ATCC 50983, 156 nucleotides. RefSeq lists its product as hypothetical. The record is from RefSeq and is a predicted model, not a curated record. NCBI's taxonomy places the organism in Eukaryota, Perkinsozoa, Perkinsida, Perkinsidae. The transcript has a single exon. The annotation marks the transcript as partial.
GCCCCAGAGGAAGUGAAAGACGGUGGCAAGUUCAAGAUCUGUCGCGCCUCCUCAACCGAUCAUACGUAUAAACUUUCUGUUCAACGCACUCUAAAGUCUGGUGAGACCCAAUGGAAGGUGAAGCUGGUGGGCGAUAAGUGCGGCGACAAGACGUAA